UGGAGGUAUGUAGAAAAAACAUUUAAAGCUGUCUCUAUGUCUGAAUCUCCGAAUCUUUCUGAAUCUCUCCGAAUCUAUAUGGAGGCUUCCGAAUAGAUUCAAAGAGAUUAAAUGGUCCUCUGAUUUGAUUUGGAGAUUCAGCCACCGAAUCGGGGUGAAUCUCCACCAAAUUGAAUCAGGGACCAAAGCUUCAAACAGCCUUAUUAUUUAUGGACAGUCUGUAAACUUAGGGACAGUUGUAAACCACAUACUCUCCAUUCAUCCCUACAGAUCUAAAAAGAAAAUAUCCUGCAGGUUGACCGUAGCAAUAGUUCACCUCACUCCUCAGUCAGCUGUAUGACCAGAAGUGCGGUUGUCCCUUCCCUGCUUGCAGUCUUUCUGUUCAGGGUACAAGAUGUGUAUUUGUUGUGUGUCUUUAGGAAAAAUGCUAGAUGAGAGAAGGAAGCAGGGAUUCUUUGGAUGAUAGAUUUUAUUGGACCUGUUAGAUAGAGUUGGAUAGAGUUAGACAAGCCUUUGAAUGCCAAACAUUGCUUCAUCAGGUCUGAGCAGAACAAGCCAGGCUCAGCAGCUGAGAGGGAGGCACCUCAUGAGGCUGAAAUAAGUUCCUCAUUCCUGGUUUUUUGUUCUUGGAUUUGAGUUCCUUUUUAAUGUUCUUCACAUAAUUAAAGGUUGCUAGUAAUUAAUUAGGCGUGGUGAAGGGUGAGAAUUUCAUCAGACUUGGCAGAUUUCAAGUUGAAAUAUAGCUGAGUGAUGUUGUAAAUGCUCGGGAGAUGCUCUGUAAAUGCUCUGGCCUGGUUUCAGAAUGACCUGGAUAAGGUGGGGACAUGGUCCAAAAUCAACUGAGUGGAAGGAAGGACAGAUUCAGGGUCCUGCAAUUAGGGUAGACCAAUCCAUGCACAAAUGCAGACCAGGAAUGACUGGCUAGUCUGCAGUACUUCAGAUAAGAAACUGGGGGUAAGUGGGUUAUAAGCUGAAUAGAAGCCAACAGUACGCUCUUGUUCCAAAAAAGCCAAAAGCACAUUGCGUUGUAAUAAUUGGCAAAACCACCACCUUUUCCCCCAACUCUGUGCUUCUGAAACUCAGUGGAGCCCUCAAUAUUGACAUUCCAGCCAGCAGAGUUGUCCCACCAGGUCUCUAUGAUACCAAUCCAUUCACAAUGCUUUUCACAGGCUGCGACUUCUAGCUCACCAUGUCUUCCCCACCCUUCUCACAUUGGACGUAUUUUGCAUUCCCACCUACUUGUUUCUCUUUUGCAUCAUUUUUUGCUGUCCUGUGGCUCCCUGGCCCUUUCCCUGCUUCCAGUCCUUUCCCUUCUGUGUUGUUUGCUCUGUUGCUGGAGGGCUUUGUUCACCAUCCCCCGUGGAACAUAGUUGAAAGCCCUCCUUCCUAGAUUGGCCAGAUGAGGCCCAAAGUUGCUGUUCCCAGUUCUGGUUAGACAGACUCCAUCUGUUGAUAGCAGCACUCCUUCCCAGAACAUCCAUCAGAUAUCAAGGAAUCAAAAGCCUUCACAUCGACACCACUCUCAGCCGUUCUUUUACUUCUAUGAUAUGAUGUGCCUGCCUCUACCUUUGCCUUUCAGUGACAGGAUUGAUAAUGCAAUUUGUGCUGCAGGCAACUUAAUCCUGGUUCUGAGAGUCUCAUAGACUCAUCUGAUCUGUUCAGUGUUGUUCCUGGUAGUAUUAUUGGUACCCACCUGGACAGGCAGGAAGGGGUAGUGGUCAAAGGGAUGGAUGAGUUCUGACAGUCUUUCUGUACCAUUCUGAAUACAGGUUCCAGGCAGACAGUACAUGAUACAUAUUUCAUAUGUGGUUUAGGUGGUAUGUUUGAUUCCUACUUUUUCAGUUAUAAUAUCAAAAUUGCAAAUCAUGCAGUGAUGAUAAUAGGUUUCACUUCUUCAUUUAGAGCACAGCUGGUAUCACUCUCAGCUAUUUCAGAUGAUGGAGACCAGGCCCAGCCUGCUUUCCUUUUUUUUUUUUUUUUUUUAGUUAGGGAGCUAAUACUCCCUUCAGCUCACUUUAUAAAAGCAAACAUAUAAAGUAAAGGUAUAUGACCUUUUCUGAUCACGCAAACAACUAUCUUCAUUUUUUAAAAUCUGCUCCUUCAUUCCUACUUCCCCUGCAUACACACACAUGCACAUCAACACAUUUUCUUUUAGUCCAAGUGAAGAUGCUAAACUUUUCCUUGCCCCAAGUUAUGGGCUAUUGUGUAUCUACUCAGGUUUCAUUGCAUUUCAAUAGCAUCUUCCAGAUGGGGGUUGUGAGAAGUGAAGAGUAUAGACAGACCCCAAACAGAGUUGCCAAACACAAUUUUUUUCCUUUUUAUUGAUAGUGUGCAAGCUUUUUUACUAGGAUAUGUUUUGUCUAAGAUAAAUGGAACCCUUCUGCCAGGACCUAGAGACGGGCUGGUUUCCAAUUUAUGGAUUCAAUACCAACCAUAAUGUAAAGAAAAAUUGGUUAUCACUCAGUAAGAAGUCUACAGAAUGCAAGUUUGACACCCUGUUGCUCCCACCCCACUGGUCACCCACUCACUCACACCUGGAUAUCCCCAACUGCACUAUGCACCAUGCUGCUCCCCUAGCCUAUUUAGUCUCCCUUUAUGCCUCAUGUACUCCCAAGAGAACACCUAGGAGGAAAAAAAGAUCAGAGUUGCUGCUUUUCUUGGGUGGAGCCUACUUUCCUGAGUUGCUGUCAGGCUGCUUGCAGGGCUUCCUGCAGAGCCCCUGAGCUGCAUGGAGCCCAGUGCUUUGCUCUGCAGCUGUAGGGGCAGCAAACUAAAACUCCUCCAAAGAAUUUUAGUUUGCUGCGACCCAAGUCAUUUAAGGCACAUUAUGCCACCGAAUUUGCUACAGUAGCUGUAAUUAAUGCACAAUAUGCUGCUGACGCUUGCAAACACUGACACCAUUAAAGCAGUGCAAAAACAUUUAGCCCACUUUAAAGUGUCAUGUACACAUGCCCCUGGUUUAGUCUACACAUGGCCUGAGAGUUCAUUAUGGAGUGUGGUGCUGUUUAAUUUGACCCGCAUAGCUUCCAUAAUGGCAUUUGAUGCAUUGGGUGAGCUGUAUCUCAUUUUGUAAUUAGGGCCAAUCCAACCAUUAGGCAAACUAGGCAGUUGCCUAGGGUACCAAAAUUUGAGGGGCACCAAAAUUAUAUGCAGAACAAAACAACAGAAACAUCACUCUAAAUAACAGCCCUGGCUGGCUACGGCUCCACCUUGGUCUAAGACCUUUGGUUCAGUAAGGGGAGAAAGACCUCCGAAAAGAUCUUAGGAGUUGUGAUUCUAGUGAUCUUUCCUCUAACUUUUCCUCUGUAUUGGAAGUGGUGGGAGCACUGAGGUAUGAGGUCAGUGAGAGUUAUUUUUUUUAUUUUGUACAGGGUACUGUAUUUUCUCACAAACCAAACAUACCUUUCCACCAAGAAUCAAACCUCCAAAAUUGGAGCAGUAUAUCCUAAGUGGGGAAACUGAUUUUUCUUUGCUGGAUUAGGAGCAGGGAGAUGCUGUGCUCUAGCUGCCAAAAUGGCUGCCACUGCUUUCUGGCUCAGCAAGCAGCAGGGGUGAGGUCCAGCAUUAAAGAAUUUGCGGUAGCCUUUGACUGAACACUAUAGUUUGUGCCUGAAGCACCAGAUGAGCUGGCACAGGGCAAGUGAGCUGCUGCAUGCAGCCUGGAGUAUUGUGAUGAAGCUUGUAGUAUGGAAACAACAAUGCAUUAUUCACAGGAACUCAUAUGAACUAUUUAUAGUAAAGAAGCAAUAAUCUUGCUACUGUCUUUGCAAAAAUAUGGGGCCUAGCCUUGUUGCUGUCUUGCCACCCCUGGAAGUUCCUGCUGCUUCACACAGGUUGUCUUCUGAGAUGCCACACUUCCUGAGCACUCUGCAUUUGCAGGAGGACUUAAUCCAUGUUACUUACUCAGUCACGACUCCAAAAACCUUUUUUUCUACUUUUCUGCCUUCUAAAAACAAGGUGCAUGUCUUAUAUUGGGGAUGCAAAGGAACUAGACUACUGUUUGUGGUGGGGUUUGUGCAGAUAUGAACACAAUCAAAGCCCUGAGAUAGUCAUGACUUCUGGGCUGUAGGUUCUGAAUCAGAUUUGAAGGAUCCAGGAAUAAAAUGUCCAGUUGUCAUAUGGCUGAACCAGCAAAUUCCUUCCAUAGCAAAAUCAUUUUAAUGUGUAGGCAUUGACCCCAUUUGUAUUGGGAAAUGCCCAGGAUGUUUGUGUUGUCUGUGUCUAUGUAACUUCAGGAUGGGGGAGGUCAGAGAAUAUUAAAAGGAGAGACACAUGCUGGUGAGCUGACAGUCUCAGUGCUUGGAGCUUGGGUGUGUGAUGCUGCUAAAAAUGAAAGCUCUGAUUUUUCUGGGUUUUUUCCUCCUGCCUCUGGCUGCUCAUGAGAAGGUCUAUGAAAGGUGUGAGCUGGCUGCAGCCAUGAAAAAGCUUGGGCUGGCUAACAUUCCAGGAUACUCUUUAGGGGAAUGGGUGUGUACAGCAAGAUAUGAGAGCAACUUUAACACAAAUGCCAUAAACCAUAACUCUGAUGGAAGCACGGAUUAUGGGAUUUUGCAAAUCAACAGCCGCUGGUGGUGCAAUGAUGGAAAGACUCCAGGAGCCAAGAAUGCAUGCAGAAUCCAGUGCACAGAGUUAAUGAAACCAGACAUUACUGCAACUGUUAAAUGUGCGAAGAGGAUUGUCAAAGAUCCACAGGGCAUGAACGCAUGGGUGGCCUGGAAGAAAUACUGCAAAGGAAAAGAUGUCUCCAAGUGGAUCAAAGGCUGCAAACUGUAAAAAAAGAGUUGGGGGCAUAACUGAGCUCAGCUCCUUUUCAAAAAGCAGUUUUUCACAUAAAGCAAAAUGCUCCCUCUCACUUGUUUCCCUUUCUAUAACAAAAUAAUAAAAUAAAUAAGUAAAAUAAAAAUAAAUUCAUAAGAAAGGCUUAUGGACUAAUUGGCAGAAUGCAAGUACUUUACUCUCUGCUGGUAAGACUGGAUAUUUCCACAUGACCGACUGAACAGACCUAUUUUGUGUUCAACCCCCUUUGAACACUGAUUUCCUCUGCUAUUUGCGUGCAUCAUUUUGGCAGUGAAGUUCUGCUGCAAUUCUGUUUUGCUAAUCACUACCAGUAUGAUAUGUCAUCUGGUUUGAUAGUGUUGUAUAAACUGCUAGUUUUGUGUCCCUGGAGGCUUGUCCAAUUUAUCUCAAGGAGAGAGUCACACACCCAGGCUGGGUCCAACUCGAGUUUAUUGUUUGUGCAAACAGAUCGACAGUGGAGCUCAAUGCUCAAAGCAAAGUCGACCCCGAGCCGUGCCCAAGGUUUCAUUUUUAUAGCUAACAUGAAAAAUAGAUUCCAACGUGGCAAUGUGUGAUUGGUUAUAUUUUUCUGCAAAGUUUAGUACAUGGGUAGUCCUAAAACGGAACUGCGGCAAAAGGCCUGCCGCAUGUGCAGUUCUGAACUGUGGGCCCCUUAGUAACCUUGUCUCUUGGUAUAAAUCUAGGGCAAUGAGCAAGUAUGAUGGUUAUAAAAUUUAUGUGCAGAGUAUUAAUCUAUGUGUUCUAACAAGAAGCCUUGAGUUUUAUCACAAAGCAAGCGUUGCCUGGACUGUUUUUUAUUAUGACACUGCUUAUCUACUGCAGGAAGAAAAAAAAGAAACAGCUCACAGUUCAGCUGUGAGGCCCUGUAUAGUGAGAAUAAGGGAUCAUGAGACAUUUUUGCCACAAUUGUAUAAAUUCAUUAAUCAAUAAAAUUGCUUAAUUUGCAUAUGGCUUUGUGACUUAUUGGU
Molecule: messenger RNA, 5765 nt
Organism: Alligator mississippiensis (American alligator)
Lineage: Eukaryota; Metazoa; Chordata; Crocodylia; Alligatoridae
Product: lysozyme C-like
Exons: 5
Coding region: 4318-4773 (151 amino acids)
Biological process (GO): defense response to Gram-negative bacterium; defense response to Gram-positive bacterium
Molecular function (GO): lysozyme activity
Source: RefSeq, a predicted model, not a curated record